Messenger RNA from Caenorhabditis remanei, 1617 nucleotides. RefSeq lists its product as uncharacterized. The coding region runs from base 1 to 1617 and encodes 538 amino acids. Lineage: Eukaryota; Metazoa; Nematoda; Chromadorea; Rhabditida; Rhabditidae. The record is from RefSeq and is a predicted model, not a curated record. The transcript has 10 exons.
AUGGCGGGGACGGAAAAAAUACGAUACUGCAACAUGGGUAUCGUUGAUAUCAAUGGGCUCAACAGCAUAGGGAGUGCAACACAAACAUCAUUUUCCAUCGCGGAGGUGCGAAAGAAUAACCCGAGUUGGGGACCCGCGGAGCCAAGACAACCUGUGAAAUACCCCGUCUCACCGAACAUCAUCCUGCCGAAGUUAACAAACAUCAUUGGAGACUUCUCGAUAAGUCGUGGCGUAGAAAACCGGCAAAAGAGGAACCUUCGAGAGACAAUUGCAUACUACGUGUUUCACUUAGAGUCAACAAAGCACCUAUUUUGCAUUCACCCGCGUUCAACUCCCGAAUUCUAUUACGAUUGGACUGUGCUCGGUAUACCAGCGAAUCUGACCGAUUUGCAACGGAGUCCAUACCCGAGAGUUCUGAUUAUUGUGGACACAGCUAAGGAGUCGAAGCGUUUAUAUCAGACACUUUUGAAAGAGGAGAUUCAGAGAAACCAAAAACACGCAAUUGACAGUCUUGACAAUCCGAGAGAUAACACCGACGUGGAUUUCUACCCAAAAAUUAUGAUCGGGGCAAUUGACUCAAUCAUUUCGUAUCUGGAAAGAUUGAUCAAAGACCGAACGAUAACAGAGCUCGCCUCGUUUUUGCAAUAUAUCGUCGUCAAUAAUGCGGAGAAAUUGGCGAAGGAUAACCAAUUGUAUUCCCUUCUUACAGCCAUAGCGGGUCAUUGUGUUCACUCUUUUGUCCGUUUCAUUUAUAUGUUCAAUUUUGCGACGUCACAAGAAUUGUUGGUAACAGUGGUCGAAAGAUGUCACGAAAUUAACAGAACGGGAAUGUAUAUCGAGGUGGAUGAGCCGAAAGCAAGAGAUUUGUUCACUCGAGUCGAAUUCAUUCCUGCAGUGUCAGCUGAAGAAGUGGCGAAUCAUCAGGCCGCUCAAGCGAUUGCGAAAGAAAAUCCAUUUUCCGAGCAGCAAAUGGAGAAUGUUUCAACUGUCAUGACUCCACAGGCUCAAAAAUUGGGAUUUUGUUUGCGAAUCAUUCAGCGGUUACGAGAGGAAAGGCAAAUGGAGAACCAACGUCGCAGAAAUCAACGAAGAGAACGAAUUCUGAUUGUGACGAAGGACACGGCGACCGCGAUUCUGGUGAUGAUGUUCUUAAGGCAGAGAGUUGCAGCGAGCAACGGGAAAUUGCAAUAUAAGGUCAACAAGUUGCUCUCCUACGACUCUGUUGAUGAAAUGGAGAGACGAAACUUUGAGUUUCGUCACGACAAUCUUGAUGUUCUUGUGAUCGACUGGCGAUCGAUACAAGAUGUGAAUCGUGGAGCCGUCGACGCUGUUAUCAUGUUCGACUCACCGAAGCCACAAUACUUUCAGACAAUUAUGGAGACUGAGAUGGAGAAUUUAACGUCGAGGAACUGUGUGAAGCUCAAAUUGUAUAUUUUCUUGAAUAAUGAGACGGAUCGAAUGUUGUAUCCGGAAUAUGUGAAGUUCCUCCAGAAAUACAAAAAGAAAGCCGCCCCACAAUGGUUCAGUGCGCUCUACGAGAAGUUUCGAAAGGAAUGGGAGGAGGGCCGAGUAACUCCAGAAUUUUGGUUCGAUUGCCAGGACAACUUCAAUGAUUAA